Molecule: messenger RNA, 1880 nt
Organism: Fimicolochytrium jonesii
Lineage: Eukaryota; Fungi; Chytridiomycota; Chytridiomycetes; Spizellomycetales; Powellomycetaceae
Product: CHRD domain-containing protein
Exons: 1
Coding region: 336-1400 (354 amino acids)
Source: RefSeq, a predicted model, not a curated record
CUGAGCCUCACUUUGCAUGUGUGCAUGUGCAGGAAGGUCGCCGCACACGGAGGCCGUCGUGGACAACUGCGUCCUCCGGGGACGGCAGGCCGCAAUCACACAGGCAGAUGUGAAGAAAAUCUUACGCUGAUCCUCAAUUCAAAGUUUUCCAGGACCAGGCGAGAAACCGCUCCCGCGUACAUGUGUGCAGUUCGCACAUUUGUGCAUUUGUAUAAAAGUCAGGGUUGCACCGUCCAUUUCUCUCACAGUAUCAACGCACCCACCAACGACCAGCUCUUCUGCCUGCAGCACACCUCCCAUUUCUUCUCAGAAACCCCCGUAUAACACAAUCCAAAAUGCUUCGCCCAAUCACCAUCGCAACAGCCGUCGCUGCUGUCCUCAUCUCUACGGCUUCUGCCGCCCCAUACCAGAACUACCCACAGGGUAACUCUGUGAACUCCUACAACCAGGGGUACGACCGUUACGGAAACGGAGAACAAUAUAAGAGCGAACGGUACGGCAACGGAGAGCAGUACAAGAAUGAGCGUUACGGGAAUGGACAACAAUACAAGGGAGAGACGGAAAAGUACGGAAACAAGGACGAUUACUCCCGCCCGCAAGGCUACGACGACUCCUCCAUCUCCAGCUGGGUCAAGAACAAAUGGAACCAGUACCGCGGCAACGACCACAACGACGAUUACUACAAGCAGCAGCAAAAGUCUGGCGAGGACAACUACCAGAACUACAACAACUACCACUCCCAGAACUACCAGCAGCAGCAGCAGCAAAAGUCCGGCGGCCAGCGCUACUACUAUGGCCGUCCCGCCGCCGCCUACUCGCCGCCUGAGCCCUACCACGAGCAACAGCAGCAGUACUCCAACAACAAGAACGACUACCAGCAAGAGCAAUACAAGUCCGAAUCAGACGUCGACGUCUACCAAGCCAUCCUCUGUGGCGAGAAGGAGGUGCCGACAGUAAUCAAGAACGAGCCCGGCUUCGGCUACGCCAACCUCGAAGUCAACCGCAAGACGCACACCGCAAAGCUGAUCGUCUCGCACUUCAUGACCGCCCCCGUCAUCAAGCUGCACAUCCACGGGCCUGCCGACACCCGUUCCAACAGCUCGGUGCUCUUCAACAUCCUCCCUUCCAAGGACCCCAAAUUCGCGACUGAGGAGAACCCGCUCCGUAACCCGGAAACGAUCAAGCUGACUGAGGAACAGUACGGAUUCCUUGCCUCUGGUCUGAUGUACAUCAAUGUGCACACCACCCGCUUCCCCGACGGCGCACUCCGUGGGAACCUGCUCUGCUCGUCGAAGGACUGCUACAAGCCCAACGGCGUACACGAGGUCGCUCGGUUCUUUGACGACGAAAUCUGCAACAACUCCAUCUUUAACGGCGGUCAGUCGUCUUCUUACUACUGAGGGUCGAUGGGGUUGGGAUAGAUAUCGUAGACAUUGUUGAAACCAUUUUGAGAAUACAUACAAUUGUUGUACAUACUUUUGGACAAACCCGGCAUUGCGCUGGGAACUGUAACUGUCCGCAUAUUUAUUACUCAAUACUAUUGGUUAUACUGCCCUAGUUAAGACAUUGGACAUUGAUCAAUGUGGCUGGAACCGUGCCAAAUUGCCAUCCGGAAACAUCGCUACAACUUGGAGUGUCCGAGGUAUGGCAGAUGAACUCGUUCAUCCAGCGACCGUUGCGAUUUUCCAUCAAUGCUCGCCGCACGGCUCCGGUACCGUCGGUUUGACAGAGCCUAUAGAUGGAUCGGUAGAUAACAGUAUAUCACAUCUGGCCAUCCGCGUAUAAAAUGCUUUCCCGAAUCCCGACUUCCUAUCGGCAUCGAUAUCCAACUUGCGGCACGCGUUUCUCCGCCUCGCCCGUAUACUGUACAGUAUGUGAAC